CGGCGCCAUCUUGAAGCGAGACAGACGCUUUCGCCCUCGCUCUCUGGAAUAAUCUUUUUUUUUUACAAUUUCUAUAGGUUAAGAUAGGAUGGCGCAGUUUGGCGGUGGGAAGGCGCCUCCACCUUGGCAGCAGAGGUCCCAGACAACACCUCAGCUGCAGCCCUCUCUCUUGGGUCAGCACCCGUCAGCCCCAAGCCAGCAGCUGGUCCUCGGGGCAGCACCCCAGCAGCCCCAGUAUGCCCCUGUCCAACAGAGCAUGAUCCAGCCCCCAGGGUUGGGAGGUCUCCAAACCCUGGGGCAGCCCACCAUCACCCAGCAGACCAUCGGCCAGCCUAACACAGGGGGCAGCCUCAUGGGCCAACCCCCCAUGACCAGCCAAGCGCUGCAGCCCCCCAGCCUGGUCAACCCCACACAGAUCACCAAUUCGCAAAUGCAACCACAAAUACAGCCUCAGAUACAGCCACAGGUGACAGCUGUGACCUACCCAGCUCCGAGGGCUUUGGCUCCUCCUGGUGCUUUCAACCCAGCAGCCACCCCGAGCAACAUGGGUAACAACAUCGCCACCAAUAUACAAACCAAUAUACAAAAUAGUAUAGCCAGCACUAAUGCAGCGCAGCAACCACAGAAACAGAGGGUGUUCACGGGAACAAUAACAAAGCUGUGUGCAGAUUUUGGCUUUGUUGACGAGGACGUCUUUUUUCAGACAAGUUGCGUAAAAGGCCAGGCUCCCAAAGUAGGAGAUCGUGUGCUCGUGGAAGCUACCUAUAACCCCAAUAUGCCUUUCAAGUGGAACGCCAAUCGUGUCCAAGUCAUUCCCGGGCCGACAGGAACCCCUUCGCAGAACCAGAGUCGUACGGGCCCCCCAGCGAGAGAGAUAAAUAGCAGAGGGGGCUCGUAUAAUGCUGUACCUCCCCCCAAUUUUAGUAGUGUCAGGCUGAUGAAGCAAACCGCGAUUCCCGCAGAGAGCCAAGGAGCAAACUUCGGGCCCCGGGGAACAAUCGGGCCGCGGCCGAGGUCCCCCAGGAGAGACAGAAGAGAGGAGCGCAGCAGAGCCUCAAGAGACGGGGAGCGCGACCGCAGCGAGAAAGACAAAGAGGAGAAGAGAGAAAACCGCAAGCGCAGCAGAAGUAGAGGAAGAUCUCGGUCACCCCCCAGACGGAGGCUCAGGGUGGUCCCUCGUUAUAAUGUACAAGUCCCCAAGAUUCUAUUACACAUGAAAGAAGCCAAUGUUUUGGAGCUUAAGAAACGAUACAGCAACCUGUACAUCCCAUCUGAUGUGUUCCUGGCUCGUCCUCUCUGGUCGGACACAUUCCCCGCUCACAGGUCCUUCCAGUUCCCCCGACCGGUAUCCUUCCACAUCAUGAAUAAAGAGGUAGAGCCCGUUCUGGAGAAUGAUGCUAUCUACGAUGCCCCAGAUGCCAACCACAGUUUUGCAGCCAAGGUCAUGCUGAUGGCAGUCCCAGCAAUCGAGGAUAUCUUCCGGAGAUCGUGUGCCCUGAGCGAGGACCCAAGUGACAUCCGAGAGUGCUUUGUCCACCCGACGCGGCUCAUCAACUUCCUGGUGGGGCUGAAGGGCAAGAAUGAGACGAUGGCCAUAGGGGGGUACUGGAGCCCCUCCCUGGACGGAGCCAGUCCAGACAGAGACCCAAACGUACUCAUUCGCACUGCCAUCCGCACCUGCAAGGCACUGACAGGCAUUGACCUGGCAGGGUGCACGACCUGGUACCGGUUUGCGGAGAUUUACUAUCGCCGAGGAGAGUCUACACACAAGGGCCGGAGCACGCCUGCCCGGGUUGAAACCACUGUACUAUUUCUCCCAGAUGUUUGGAACGUUUGCCCCACCAAACUGGAGUGGGACGGCCUCCACCUCAACUAUAAACGGCAGCUGGACAAGAAGCUCUCCUCCUCGGCAGGAUGCCAGCAGCAGCCAGAGGACCAGGAGGAGGAGGAGGAAGACAAGGAGGAUCAGCCCAAGAAGAAGGACCCAAGCCAUUAUACUACGCUAGACCCAAAGAGUAUGAAGGUUGUUGAACUUCGCUCAGAAUUGGAUGCCAGGAUGUUGAACAGUAAGGGUCUCAAAUCACAGCUCAUUGCCCGGUUAACAAAAAUCCUGAAAAAUGAACAAGAAAAAGAAGAGUCGGAGAAGGCAGCAAAUGCAGAAAAUGCCGAAGUUGACGAGGCAAGAAAGAAGGAAGAGGAGGAGAAACGGAAGGAAGAAGAGAGAAAAAGAAAAGAGGAGGAGGAAAGAAAAAAGGAGGAAGAGGAGAAGAAAAAGGCAGAGGAGAGAGAGCGAAAUUUGUUAGAGAAGCGAUACACUCUUCCCGACCAGCCGAUGAUUGUUGUUCACCCGUCAAGAACAGCAAAGUCUGGAAAGUUUGAUUGUACAACAAUGUCCCUUUCUGUGCUGUUGGAUUAUAGACAGGAAGAUAACAAAGAGCAUUCCUUCGAAGUGAGCCUCUUUGCCGAGCUUUUCAACGAGAUGCUUAUGAGGGACUUCGCUUUCCGCAUCUAUCGUUCUCUUGUUGAGGCCCCUGAGAAGCCCACAAAAGAGGAUAAAAAAGAAAAGGACGACAAGAAGGAAAAGGAGAAGGAGAAGGACAAGAGAGAAAGGGAGAAGAAAGAAGACAAAGACGAAAAGGAGAAGAGGGAAGACAGAGACCGGAAGGAGGAAGAAGAAGACAAGGACGAGAAAAUGGAAGAGGACAAGCAGGGGGACAAGAAGGACAAGAGGUCAUGUGAGAAGGAAGAUGGGAAGGAUGAUAAGAAGGAAGAGGAAGAGGAAGAAGAAGAAAUGGAAGAAGACGAGGAAGAAGAGGCUGACGACGAGGACUCCAAGGACGAGACGCCUGGCAUGAAGGUCGGGGAAACCAAGGAGAAGGACGAGAGGAGGGACAGCAAAGACGGCAAGAAGAAGGACGACAAGAAAGACCGGGAGAGAAGGGAGAAGAAGGAGAAGAAGAAGAUGGUGACUGUGGACCCUUUCCUUCUACUCUCCUUUGUCUACUUCGACCAGACUCACACGGGCUACAUCAUCGACAGGGACCUGGAGGACAUCAUCAACAUGCUGGGACUCAACCUCUCGAGAGCACAGCAAAAGAAGCUCAUGUCGAAGGUGAUGUCCCGAGAUGUCCUGCACUACCGAAAGAUGACAGAUGUGUCGUUGGAUGAGAAGGACAAGCCGAGAGAUCCUCCUCCCAACAUAGACUUAGAGUUCCUGGCAAAAGGUAACAACACCAUGAUGCCAGUGUUCGUAGAUGCCUUAAGUACCCCAGUGGUUGGUGAUAAGGCCCUAAGAAAGGGCUGCAAGAAUAAGGAGGAUUCCUUUGUCUCAACAACAUUAAAUGACAGUGAGAUGAAGGAUCCAUCUGCUGUAGGUUGCACAGUUCCUGUUACCCAAGGGGUUGUCAAGUAUGGCGGCUCAUUAGUCGACAUCGGCAAACUGAUUCAGCAGCUGGAGAAGUCGGAGAAUGCACGCAGCAGUACAGAAGAGAAAUUGAAGGAGCUGCAGAAGGAACUUAUGUUCAGCAAAGAUGAAUCUAAAAAGGCUUAUGAUAAGUGUAGUAAGCUUAAUAAAGAAAUCAAGAGUGCCAAUUCUAGUCUGAAAACAAUGGAGGAAGAACUUCAGAAAGCUAUUGAGGAUAACAACGUCUACCAAAAAGCUCUCAAUCAAAUCAAGUGCGUCAUCAAGCCCCUUGUAGCUGGUGUUGACCUGGACGAGGAGGACGUCAUAAUGAAGGACAUCACAAGAGACGAGCUCAAGCUGAAGCAAGAGCCCAUAGAGAAUGGGACGGUGGACUGAUCUUACAGGGCUGUUUCGUGCUUGGAGCUCGCAAGGACACCAUCGCCGAAUGCUCGGUCGAAUGUUCGCAGGACCAGCUCAGAACUCGACGUGGAAUUUCUAGGCCUCGAGAAACACUCAUGAAGGAAAUCUCGUGUUGUUUUAAGGAGAGCACACUUAGCCUCAAAGGUGUUUUUUCUAGCCAAAACAAUGGUCCAAGUGAGUUAAUAAUUGUAUAAAGAUACAUCAACCAUUACCUCACCCAAAGAUUGAAGAAGUUACUUAGUCUCUUGGCACAUUAGCACUUAGAACUGCAUGCAGCGUAUGUCAUUUGGUUAUGUAAGCACCAAUGUAUAUAUUGUGGAUUUGUGUGCAAGUUCUGGAUAUUCUCAGGUUUUGAUGAUUAAUUUGAUUGUUGAAAUAUUUAUGACAGUGACACUAAUUAUGAGAGGGCACGUGACAUUAAGUUGCCAUAAAGCCGUUUAUUUUAAUCAUGUGUAUAUAUAUGUAUGAGUUAAUGUAUAUGCAUAUAUGCAAGCAUACAUCAAAC
Messenger RNA from Penaeus monodon (black tiger shrimp), 4328 nucleotides. RefSeq names its product cell division cycle and apoptosis regulator protein 1-like. Gene Ontology annotation, cellular component: nucleus. Bases 89 to 3799 code for a protein of 1236 amino acids. The transcript is spliced from 21 exons. Lineage: Eukaryota; Metazoa; Arthropoda; Malacostraca; Decapoda; Penaeidae. Gene Ontology annotation, biological process: regulation of DNA-templated transcription. The record is from RefSeq and is a predicted model, not a curated record.